AAUAAACAAUCAUCACUGCAAAACGCAGAAACUACACUAACAUUUCUUUUUCUUCACUUUCUUCAGUUUCAGUUCAUUCCACCAAAAUUCAAAAUUCUCCGAGAGAAGAGAGAGAGAGAGAGAGAGUGAUGGGUUGCGUUUCUUCCAAUCUUCUCAACCGAGACGAAGAAUUCACCCAACUGGGUUCCUCCGCCUUGGGCCACCACAUCGUCUCCCUCACCUCCACCACCUACGGCCUUCUCACCCUCGACCCACCGCACACAACCACCCCUUCUACACCUCCUUCACGUUUCACCCUAGCCUCUCUUUUCCCCUCCGAACCAAACUCCGAACCCAAGUCCCUUUGGUCCGAACCAAGACCCUUCCGAUCCGAACCCGAGAUCAUAAACUCAUGGGAACUCAUGUCCGGUCUCGACACCGAAAGCUUCCGCUUUUCCAAAGAAAACUCCAACCCUAACCUCCUCACUCCCACCAAACCCGGUCCAACGCCACCGAACCGGUUCGAGCGAAUAUGUCCCCCGAGCGGGGAAAACCGCGUGGUGAUCUACACGACGACGUUGCGCGGCGUGCGGAAAACGUUCGAGGCGUGCAACGCGGUGCGCGCGGCGUUCGAGGCCUUGGGCGUGGCUAUCUGCGAGCGUGACGUGUCGAUGGACAGCGGGUUCCGGGAGGAGCUGAAAGGGUUGCUGAAGGGGAAGCAGAGAGAAGCGAUGGUUCCCCCGAGAGUGUUCGUGAAGGGCCUCUACAUCGGUGGCGCCGAGGAAAUGCUGAAGGUCGCCGAAGAUGGUAUUCUCGGAGAACUGCUUAAGGGGUUGCCGAAGAAGAAGGUUGGUGCUGUUUGUGAGGGUUGCGGGGACAUGAGGUUCUUGCCUUGCUUCAACUGUAAUGGCAGUUGCAAGAGUGUUGUUAAGGAAGGGGGAAGAGUAUUUGUUGUUAAGUGUCUCCAUUGCAAUGAAAAUGGCUUGAUCUUGUGCCCUGUUUGUUCUUGAUUACUUUCCUGCCAUAAUAAUAUUACUCUUAGUCUCUCUUUUCGUGUAAUCACUGUCUUCUGAUCCUGCUUUACUUGUUGCUUCCUCCAGUAACAAUUUUCUGAAAUCAUCUUCAAGGCAAUCAAAAUGGAAUUGCAAAUGUGAAAAAAGAAAAAUGAAAAAAGGUAGUCACAUUCUUGCAUUCCAUAUAUGUAUCUAUAAAAAAACUACAUUGUUUUUAUGACUUGUAUGAAGAACAGGUAUCUCAGGAUAUAUAACAAAUUCUAUUUAAUGUUAACCAAGUUACAGUACUAGAAGUUAUUGAAAUGAAUAAUUCAAAAAAGUUGAAGUUGUGGUAGAAAACCUGUGUACCAAUUCUUCUCUAAUAGUCCUGUUAUAAACAAGAAAAUAAAAUUUCUGUAUGUUCUGUUUUCA
Molecule: messenger RNA, 1403 nt
Organism: Vigna angularis (adzuki bean)
Lineage: Eukaryota; Viridiplantae; Streptophyta; Magnoliopsida; Fabales; Fabaceae
Exons: 1
Coding region: 129-989 (286 amino acids)
Source: RefSeq, a predicted model, not a curated record